AUGGAAGCCCUCUCCUUAGAAGAAAAAGGAGGACAAGAAGCAGAUAAAGAAGGGGAAAGUGCCCUUGAUGAUGUAGCAAAACAGUUGGAUAAACAGACACUGGAGGAGAAAGAAAAAGAUGACGACGAUGAAGAUGGAGAUGGAGAAGGAGAUGGAGCAGCAGGGAAAAAAAAGAAGAAGAAGAAAAAGAAGAAAGGACCAAAGGUCCAGACAGAUCCACCUUCUAUUCCAAUAUGUGAUCUAUAUCCCAGCAACGUAUUUCCAAAGGGUGAAGAAUGUGAAUAUCCUUCAACUCAGGAUGGGCGUACAGCUGCUUGGAGGACAACUAGCGAAGAAAAGAAAGCACUAGACCAAGCCAGUGAGGAAAUCUGGAAUGAUUUUCGGGAAGCUGCAGAGGCACACAGACAAGUGAGGAAAUACGUUAUGAGCUGGAUAAAGCCUGGAAUGACAAUGAUAGAAAUUUGUGAAAAACUAGAAGACUGCUCGCGGAAGCUGAUAAAAGAGAAUGGUUUGAAUGCAGGUCUGGCCUUCCCUACGGGCUGCUCUCUGAAUAACUGUGCUGCCCACUACACUCCGAAUGCUGGAGAUCCCACAGUGCUGCAGUACGAUGACAUUUGCAAAAUAGAUUUUGGGACCCAUAUUAGCGGUCGUAUUAUUGACUGUGCUUUUACAGUCACGUUCAAUCCAAAAUAUGACAGACUAUUACAAGCAGUAAAGGAUGCCACUAACACUGGAAUAAAGUGUGCUGGAAUAGAUGUGCGUCUCUGCGAUGUUGGAGAGGCCAUCCAGGAAGUUAUGGAGUCUUACGAGGUUGAAAUCGAUGGCAAAACCUAUCAAGUGAAGCCAAUUCGCAAUCUGAAUGGCCACUCCAUUGGGCCCUACAGGAUACAUGCUGGAAAAACAGUGCCCAUUGUGAAAGGAGGAGAGGCAACAAGAAUGGAGGAAGGUGAAGUAUAUGCUAUAGAGACCUUUGGCAGCACAGGAAAAGGUGUCGUCCAUGAUGAUAUGGAGUGUUCUCAUUACAUGAAGAACUUUGAUGUUGGGCAUGUGCCAAUAAGGCUGCCGCGAGCCAAGCACUUGCUCAACGUCAUCAACGAGAACUUCGGUACUCUGGCCUUCUGCCGCCGCUGGCUCGAUCGCCUCGGCGAGAGCAAGUACCUCAUGGCCCUCAAGAACCUCUGUGACUUGGGCAUCGUGGAUCCCUACCCGCCGCUGUGCGACAUCAAGGGCUCCUACACGGCGCAGUUCGAGCACACGAUCCUGCUGCGCCCCACGUGCAAGGAAGUCGUCAGCAGGGGCGAUGACUACUGAGCUCGGAGCCACCUCAGCACCUUUAUCCUUUAGGCUUUCUUGGAACACCAUAUUCCAGAAUUAAUUUGYGACAUAUUGGCUGGUUUGACGGUGGACUGACUGACGCGAUGCUUUCCGUGUUCGGAAAGGAAGGGAUUUUAUCAAAGGCAAGUCUCCUARUGUAACUAACCAAGGAAAAACAAAACAAAAAAAGCUUUCAGGCCUUUAGAAAUAUUUCAAAAGUUACUUAUUUUUUCUGUUCAGGGAAAUAUGUGGCUCUAAAGCUCAAUUUUUAGUUUGGAAUGAGUUAUACAUUUUGUUUUGAACAUUUAUGAUAAAAGAUGCUUUUCAAAUAUUUAUAUUACCAUAUUCCUACUUGAAUGCUUCAAAUGACUUCACCUGAUUUCUGCACCUAAGUCCUCUAUGAUAUUGCC
Messenger RNA from Nothoprocta perdicaria, 1724 nucleotides. RefSeq names its product methionyl aminopeptidase 2 (gene METAP2). The transcript has 11 exons. Gene Ontology annotation, molecular function: metalloaminopeptidase activity. The record is from RefSeq and is a predicted model, not a curated record. NCBI's taxonomy places the organism in Eukaryota, Metazoa, Chordata, Aves, Tinamiformes, Tinamidae. Bases 1 to 1311 code for a protein of 436 amino acids. Gene Ontology annotation, biological process: proteolysis.